CAAAACGAAUCAAAACAUUUGGUAUACAUUCUUUUCAAUGACUUUCUCUUGAGUUAAUCACUCAGAUUGGAUACAUAUUUGUUGUGUUCGAUAGUUUAGACGCUAAAUAAAACCUUGUUCAUCGAAAUAUUGGUGAAAAUACAAUGCAAUAAAUUCAAACUUCUAUUUGUCAGUCUGACAUGCCCAGUAGCAGCAGGAUAUCGCAAGCGAGCAGAUAUUGUAUUUCUCCCGCUGCGAAUAAUCGUUGAUUACGUCUCACUUUGUGUAUAAUUGUGCGUGUAAGUUUCACGGGGCGCCGCGCAGGUCGUGGAAGUGAACUUUACCGCUUUUAUUUCGUGUCCGUACGGUCCGUACUGUCCGUUUGUUCGUCGUGAAAAUUGUGUGUACCGAUAGCAUUGUAUACUUUUGUUGACGUUUGUUGAGCCACUAGCGCUGGUGCGGCUACAUCGCCGUACACAAGUGUUCGAACGUUUUGUUCGCGUUAAUUUUGUUUUGUGGACAAUUUAUCAAUUGUUUUUUUUAAUUGUUCAACCGCCGGGAAAUAAAACGCGAGUGAGGUGAGAAGCCGCGUCGGUGACGUCAUUGGGGUAGGGAUUCCUCCGUAGCGUGUUUUUUGUGCGUCGUAAAAAUUCACUGUUAUUGGAUAAGCGGCUGCUGAACCGCCGUAAUGGCGGGUGUCCCCGGCCCCGCACCUAGUGUGUGGGGCGUCAAUGGCGGGAUAAAUCACCGCACAAUCGACGGUAGCUUUUCGGGUGCGACUUUACCAACAUACAUAGACCCCGGCGGUAAUCACGGAGAACUGAUGGUGCUACGAAUCACUGGCGUGGACAACGACGGCAAAGAUAAGGCGCUCCCUACCGCACCAUUCAUGAUUCGCAAGUCAAUAGAGGACUGGGCUGGAAAAAUUGAAGGUGCAUUCCCCGAAGGUGGCAGUGCGGCAUACGCACUAAAGGUACGUGACAAGAAACAGGCAGAGAGACUUCUGGAUUUGACCAAUCUAGCGGACGGAACAAAAGUGAGGGUUACGUACCACCAGUACCUCAAUUUUUCUAAGUGCGUCGUAAGUUGCGGGCAGACAGUCAACAUGUCCGAGGAGCAAAUUGUGAGCUACCUCCAGGAUCAAAAGGUUACAGUGGCGAGGAGAAUAAAGCGACGAACUGGCCCGACCACUUUCGAGAAUACUCCGACGAUAAUACUGACUGUAAGCGGUACCCAAACUCCCGAAUUCAUUGAUUUUGGAUAUCUGCGUGUCAGAACGAGACCCUACUAUCCGUCGCCCAUGAAAUGCUUCAAAUGCUGGGCGUUCGGUCAUACUAAACUCAAAUGCAGGCAAGACACACCAACAUGUGGGAAUUGUUCAGAAAAACACGUGAUUCCGGCGGAGGGUCCCAAAUGCGAACGGUCAUUGUUCUGUAUAAAGUGUGGGUCGAAUGAACACAGUCUUGCAUCCCGUUCCUGUCCUGAAUAUCUGAAAGAAAACAGCAUUCAGAGAUUAAAAGUAGACCGCGACAUCGAUUACAGGGCCGCACGAAUAAUUUUCGAGGCAGAAAAUGGUCGAUCAAAAAGCUACGCCGGUGUCACUAGAGAGGGGUUUGUGUGCGCACACUUUUGUUUCAGGGUACUCACGAAUCGAACGAUGACGUUGCAGCACCGGUGAUGGAACGAUGGAGCAGCGUGAUGUUUGCUGAUGCGCUAGCACAGUGUUCCGCUCACCGACGUGAGUUUUCGGGAAUCUCGCUGGCGUUGGCAGUCUUUUCCCUUGACUGAGGCAAAAACCACGGUGGAGUGUUGCCGCUUGUAGCGUACGGCAGCCGUGGGACCGAGCUUCCUCACCGAUGACCAACGCACUCCAGAAUGGCCUAUAGUAGUACGCAACUACGAGGCGAUAGGCCACUCCGGGGGAUUCUACCGACGCACCGAUUCACAAUGAUAAAUUGAAUAUACUCCGGACGCGGAGCCACAAGGCUACAUAAAUUAAUGGUGUCAUUAAUGCCCUGUCUACUACCGAAAAUACAUAUUUUAUUUUUAGUUUUAAAUUUACCUCCGUUCCCUUGGUGCGCAAAAACUGCUGCAACCGUAUUUCUUGUAGAAUUGUUCUACAAUAAUCCUAUUCACAAAUAAAAUUAAAAUUACACAAAAAACUUAUUGUCUAAUUCUAUAAAUGACUCACUUCUAUUGUUUUUUUUAAUUCCACACAAACUCACGAUUUUUAUUAAAAAAAAAACUCCGAAAAUUUCUGGAAUAGGAAUUUCUAAUUAAAUCACAAAACUUUACUUGACUAAAUAUUAUCUCACCAAAACAACUAUUGAAAUUUAACACUCCAAGAAUCAACUGAUUCGCUCGGCGGCUCAGAAGGAAAAGAUCGAGUCGGUUUUGUUUCGUGAAUUCGAAACCUAUCGAAUAUUCUAGAAUACUUUUUCCUGUCCUUUUUUCUUACUGCUUCCGGUUUCACGAAUAUUGUUCGUGACUUAAUUCCCGCCGCGUCAUUUUUUGAAUAUGGAGUCUACAUCGAUUUAUCACUUAAGUCUGAUUCCAAUAGGUUGUCUACUACUAGGCGUUAAAUCUACUUAAACUCUAUUUGAAACGACUAUGCUCGUUUCAUCACUCCCUACU
Molecule: messenger RNA, 2613 nt
Organism: Toxorhynchites rutilus septentrionalis
Lineage: Eukaryota; Metazoa; Arthropoda; Insecta; Diptera; Culicidae
Exons: 2
Coding region: 668-1657 (329 amino acids)
Molecular function (GO): zinc ion binding; nucleic acid binding
Source: RefSeq, a predicted model, not a curated record